UGCCUCCCUGUCUCCCCUCCCUCCCUCCCUCUCUCUCUUCCCCCAACAUAGAGUCCGACCAUCCUUCAUCCCCCUAUUUGUCUUGAUUGACAAUCGUCUCAUUUCAUGAUUGUGUGUUCCUCUGCCGUGCAUUGGCAACUCUGAUCGGAUCGACCUUCCAUCGCUUCAGCUUUAUGUUUCUGCUUGUCUGGAUGUAACAUCAAUGACCUGACCCUAUUGUGCGGAAGACCAUCAUUCACUCCCACGGCGUUCUCUGGGACGACGCGACCACCCCGUACUUUCACCAACCCUUCUUUCCCUAAAAAUUCCUCUCGAGGACAUCAAGUGCCUCGACCCUGACCUCACCCACAUCUCCGGAGAUCUCCUAUUCCCCCGAGGGGCCUCGGGCUUGGUGGUCAUACUCCUUUGCCUCUUACUACAUUGCACGAACUCCCUUGGUAGCCGGAGUAUAUACGCAACGGACAUUUGCCUUAAGAUCUGCGCCGCUCGGCUCCUGUUCUGAAUCUUGACAACUCGGACGCUCCUUCUGCACUAUCGAGCAUCGUUGGGGGGUGCCUCAUGGGAGCGGAGGUGUAUGGGGAUGCCGCAUCUUCUCACACCGAAGGUGACAGCUCACCGAUAGCAUCCGAGACGUCGACAAAUAUGUCGUGGCCCAUACCCGCCGACGCUCACUCUCAACUCCCUCCCCGCCCAGCCCUUACCACCCAGCAAUCGAGUUCUGUCCCCGCAACCCCGUUCCAUCACCCCCGUGGCCUCCGGUUUCCAUCUCGGUCCCACUCCAGGUCUCCCUCGCCUAAUCGCCGCAGCAGUUCUCCUCGCUCCGCUCAUUCCGAAUUAAACCACAUUCUGCCCCUGCGGAAGCAAUAUGGAGGCUGCAAAUAUGAAACUGCGAUGGCUCACUUCCGGAGGAGGAUGCCAUAUUCUCUGGGCGCCGAUUUACUGCCGGAGGAACAGGGCCCGCUGAAGGACAAAUUGGCACCGGAAGAUGAGGAGAGACUCACAUCCCACAUGAAAGAGCUGUACAAAAAGUUGUUGCCCUCCGCAGAGAGCGAGCAGCGGAGAAUAAAAUUUGUCAAGAAACUUGAGAACCUCCUCAACACACAGUGGCCUGGCAAUGACAUCAAGGUACAUGUCUUUGGAUCAUCAGGGAACAAACUCUGCUCAAGUGAUUCUGAUGUGGAUAUUUGCAUAACAACACCGUUUAAAGAACUUGAACAUGUGUGCCUGCUGGCAGACUUCCUUGCGAAGAAUGGGAUGGAACGCGUUGUGUGUGUUUCUCAUGCAAAAGUACCAAUUGUCAAAAUAUGGGACCCAGAACUCCAAGUUGCAUGCGACAUGAACGUCAAUAACACCAUGGCUCUGGAAAACACUCGAAUGAUUCGAACUUAUGUCGAAGUCGAUGAACGUGUUAGACCACUGGCAAUGAUUGUUAAACACUGGACAAAGCAGCGGAUAUUAAAUGACGCUGCUCUUGGAGGGACGUUAAGCUCGUACACAUGGAUAUGCUUGAUUAUAAAUUUCCUUCAAACCCGCUCGCCACCCAUCGUUCCCAGUCUACAAAAACGCGCCAUUAGCCGGCGCAAGCAACAAGGGAAUGGACAAUCCUCAUCUUCCUUUGACGAUAAUCUCGAAGAACUCGCUAGCUUCGGACACAAGAACAAAUCGACAUUGGGAGAGCUCCUUUUCCAGUUUUUUCGAUAUUAUGGACAUGAAGUUGAUUACGAGAAGAACGUCAUGUCCGUAAGGGAAGGAAAACUAGUAUCCAAGGAAGGAAAGGGUUGGCAUCUUUUGCAAAACAAUCGUUUGUGUGUGGAAGAGCCCUUCAACACAUCAAGAAAUCUGGGAAAUACUGCAGACGAUACGUCGUUUCGCGGCCUCCACCUUGAGCUCCGUCGAGCCUUUGAAGCUGUUGCGAUCGGAGACCUGGGAAAAUGUUGUGAACGAUACGAGUAUCCUCCUGAAGAAGAACGGACUUGGGAACGCCCGGCUCCACAGCCACGAGCCAUCUUAACUCCAAUGCCCGCUUUGCCGUCGCGUGGUGGUAGAGGUGGCGGUCGAGGUGGUAGACAUACAAACCAUUACCAUCGUGGCCCCAAUAAUAUGGGCCGUCGGGCGUCCAACACUGCCAACAGGAAUAAUAUUCGAUCUGCCAAUCCUAGCUUUACUGCGGACAUUGCAUUCCAAGCACAGCAGGCUCAAAGCAUUCUCCAUGACCAUCUCUAUCAGCGAAUUCAAAUCCUUCAGGCGCAGGAACAGGAGUUGCGGAUGCAGCUACAAAACCAAGCACUGAUGACCGGCAGAGCGCCUCCAACUUUGCUAAGGCAGCCAUAUUUACAGUUCACUCUACCGCAACACGAGAACAUAUCUCCCGAAGAGAACCCAAGAGUGCGGGCCAGCUCAGUGAAUCAACCUCCUCUCACAGCACCUAUACGGCAAAACGUGUUUUUCAACACUUCCUAUGUCCCUGUGACGUUGCCCGGAGUUCAAGGCACGAACACCAAUCCUCCCUCGCCUUCUUUGCCAUCUGCAGUCCCGGAUGUACGGCGUAGUCAUCGUCGAUCGUCGGUUGCAAAUGACUCACCGCGCGGAUUACGAGCUCAGUCCCAGCCUGCUCGCCCCGUCCCGUCCGUCAUGCUACCCAACUUUCCUGCUGUCCAGCAAGACAUGAAUUCACGGAGGUCGCCUGAAUGUCCUCCGAGAUCCGUAACAGAAGGAGAAUCAUAUUUACCCAAUGGUGUCGCUAUUCCAAAACCGACAUUUGGUGAUGAGAAUCUACCUUCAGAGUAUGUUGGCUAUUAUGUUGGAGAUUCUACACAACCACAUGGGUCAUACCGAGGUCAUCUGGCCUCAUCUUUACCGGGACUCGCUAUUCACGGCUGUGAAGUUCCUGCUUACCUUCAUAGUUCACCUGAGUAUCGCACUUAUGUUACGAUGGCUGAUCAAUCCAAUGGCUCUUCCGGGCAUCUUAGCCCACCGAAGAUUGGCUCGCAUUUCAUGCAGCCACAGCGGCUGACGCGGUCUCAGACUUUGCCCGAUCGUGGACCAUUGAUUAUUGAUGGGUCGGUUCCCCCCAGUGAACACCGACACUCCAUUGCCAAUCAUUCAAGUGAACAGUUCAUGACGGACUUCAGCACCUCGUCAUCAGCUGAUAGAAUGUACGAUACGCCCCGAACAACCCCAGACACGCUCUCUCAGGGCCUCCAUGAGCAAGAAUCCUACGACGACUUAUUUGGCAGCAGUUUCGAGACUCACCAUGGUUCUCAGGGCGCUGGCCAUAUGAGUGGCUGGGAGCCAGGUUUAAACCACACUGAUGUCACUGCCACUGGUCAUAUGGGCAGAGUCGAAACCCUGUCCGAACGGCUGCAGAGGUUUCAGUUGUCUGAUCCGAAUUUUUCGCUGGAUACUUCCAGAAACACUGAUGCAAACCAUUAUCGUAGCACACAAUACCUUUAUCCAAUCGACGAUCAGCUGAAUUGUCUCCAUACUAAGGGAUCCCCCGAGGACAAUCACCCACAGCUAUUCAAUUCGGCUCAAUCGCCGGCCAAAGAUUCGCGUAUGAUGUCGCCCACCACGAAACAUUGUGUAAACGGCUUCGACUUCGAGAAGGUCAACGGCAUGCCUCAUAAGCCCAAGGCCAAGGGUCGCUACGAAAAUUCCAAUUCUUUCCCCGUCAGUGACCAUAAAGAGAAACAAGGCGAUCAUUACCGAAAAUCCAAUGGUGGCCACCACUUGCAUUCAAAUGCCAACGGUCAUCAUUCGACUUCAAAUGGCUGGCAAACCACAAAACGGAGAAACAAGAAAGGACCAAAGCUUUCAGCGGAACAAAACGACGGCACGGCUCGGCCGGAACCCAUUCCUAUCGAUGAAUCUGAGAGAAAGGGGGGCUGAAAGACGAGAGUAUCCGCAAAAGCGUAGUAUUGCGAGGGAGGCCACAGUGAUGCCGAAGUUACACGCCAAGUACGCCGUAUGCAACUUCAAUAUGCGCCAUGCAAUCCACACAAAGCCGGAUAGGUGAUCUACUGAAUCGUGGAAGUGAAUCCUGUUUUGACAGUUUGAAAUGAUAAGGUGACGGACCAUGUGUCCUUCCAUGCAUGCUACGGGCUGCUAGAGCAAGGUGGAGAGCCACUCUUGAGCCCACCCGACGCUUUAAGUCAUUCAAGCUGCUUUUUAGGUGGAGAAGUUCCUAUAUUUGAUGUUUGAAAAGCUUCGGGAUUUUGACUCCGUUACACAGUUUCGAGAGAGCUCCAAUCUCGACAUCCUAACUUCUGCCUUACCUUUCGAUGAUGUUUAUUACGUUGGGAAUGUGUUCACGCCUGCCUCAGUCUUUGCCUUUUUCCAUGGUCCUCUGAAAUCCAGACCAAUGGAUGUCUUGAUGAUGUUGUGUGCCAGUUACUGUUUCUGUUUCAUGAGUGCCUUGUUGUUCUUGCUUUGGGUCCUGCGUUGUAUGUGGAAAAUUUUCAUAUUAUGUUGAAUACCCACCUGUACCCCAGUCUGUGCCUCUUUAAAUGUCUUUUUUUACUGCCUUUUUGUUAUGUUUGGCUUGGGGUUCAUUCUGAUUGAUGGUAUAAAGAAUUGCAUGGCUUUCUAUUCCCCCAUGAGUGUUUGCUUCUUGUUUAAAUUUUUCAUUCUCAAAAUGUGCAAGUAUAAAGAUUUACAUCAGGUGGCGUUUCUCUUUUUGGCUUUUCUUGCUACACCUGCAGCCUUGUUUGGUGGUUUAUCACGAGCGGGACUUUGUUUAAACUGGGGUCGCGGGGGCGGGAGCGCUAAGUUACUCUGUUGUCUUGCUUAGUUGCUUGCUUACUCGUCCCCGGAUGGCUCUCGUUUUACAGGUUCUUCCUUCAGCUUUUUGAGGGUAAAAUUUGUGUCCGGAGGGACUUUGUGGCAUAGUUUUGGGGGUUUUUUUUUGUCCUUUGCUCCAUGAUUUGAAUACAAAAUACCGGCUGGGCAUUAAGAAUUUUCUCUUUCCUUAGCUUUGUUCUACUCUGGUUAAUCAUGGGAGCCGUCUAUUGAUCGGUGCGUCGCCCCGGUCUCUCUUGACUUGCCUUUUUUUUUCUUUUAUUUGUUUUUUCAACAAUGGGCCUGAUCUCGUAUUAGAUAUUUCCAUGUGUAUCUGAAAUGAUCACAUCACAGUGGGCGAAAAAAUAAUAUUUGGGGAUAAGGGAUAUUUAUCUUGUAUGUAAAUAGGUAUGAAUACAGAUGACGAUGCAACUGGGACGUCAUGUCUAAUGAAUUAGAUUCUAGUUCAAAAA
This is a messenger RNA of Coccidioides immitis RS, 5249 nucleotides long. Its product is annotated as PAP/25A associated domain family protein. Gene Ontology annotation, molecular function: nucleotidyltransferase activity. Gene Ontology annotation, biological process: RNA 3'-end processing. The record is from RefSeq and is a predicted model, not a curated record. Bases 559 to 3888 code for a protein of 1109 amino acids. The transcript is spliced from 6 exons. NCBI's taxonomy places the organism in Eukaryota, Fungi, Ascomycota, Eurotiomycetes, Onygenales, Onygenaceae.